Messenger RNA from Bombyx mandarina (wild silkworm), 3766 nucleotides. RefSeq names its product Forkhead box protein N4 jumeau (gene jumu). Gene Ontology annotation, molecular function: DNA-binding transcription factor activity, RNA polymerase II-specific; transcription cis-regulatory region binding. Gene Ontology annotation, biological process: regulation of transcription by RNA polymerase II. The record is from RefSeq and is a predicted model, not a curated record. Lineage: Eukaryota; Metazoa; Arthropoda; Insecta; Lepidoptera; Bombycidae.
UUUAUGUGGAGUGAGUGGUGUUAUAUCUGUCAAUUUUAUAAUGUUUUUAGCGUAAAUGUGCGAAAUUCAGGAUUUUUCUAUUGAGCAAAAGGAUAUUUACUCUAAUAAAUAUUCGUGGUGCUCAGACAUGGAUUUGUAUAUCACCGACUCACUCCAAGACAUGCUAGACAUCGACAUCAAGAAUGAAAUAGCCACAGAUCUUAGUAGUAUAUCAGAUUUUCAAGAUUCGUUUGGUACAAAUUUUUCCGACAUGCCACCGUUACUCGACAUGGACACUGAUAAUUGCUCUACGUGGCUAAAUAACAGUUCCAGUUUUGUUCAUAAUUUAGAUUUAUAUGGAUCUGAAGCCAAUGCCGUUAUGGUGAAUCCAAACUCUGUGAUGCCUUCAAACUUUGCCGAAACACCAGUAAAAAGUGUAGUUAAAGAAGAAGCGUCAAAUGUCCUUCUCUCAUCGGUGGCUAACAGAGAUUCCGAAUCGAAACACAAUUCAACGCUAGCCAGUCCAAAAGAAGAAAAAAGUCACUUAACAUUUUCUCCAAACACAAUAAAAGUCUCUAAAGUUCACGAAACAGAGGAAAUAAAAAUAAAAAAGGAACCAGAAGAAGCGAGGCAGAUGGUUAUUUACGUAAGAAAAAAUGACAAGACUGUAGUCAAAGAUUUACUAAAAGAUUUGGAUAAAUCUAAAGUAUCCGCAGUGUCGAACACUCAGUCUACUGUUCGAAUAAAAGCUCAACCGGAGUUGAUAAAGGUCAAUGGUAAAAGUUGUUCAAUUUUAAACACAAACCAAAAAAUAACACAACAGAUAGGAACUAAAACAAUUAUAUCGGGCAACAUCCACAUAUUAGAUGCUCAAUCGAUUGGUCAAUCUAGAACAAUUUUAGCGAAUGGUAAUAAGAAUCAAGCGACAAUACUAAUUGAUAAUUCUUCGUUAAGUAAUGGUAGACAGUUAAUGAAGACUUCCAUUAGUAAUACUUAUACAGUAGACAAUAGUCAAACAAAGUAUUUAAGUGCACAUGGGAAGACUGUAGGCGAAUUUCCUAAACCAGCAUACUCGUAUUCGUGUUUAAUAGCUAUGGCAUUAAAGAAUUCAAGAACAGGAAGUUUACCAGUGUCUGAAAUAUACAACUUCAUGUGCCAGCAUUUUCCGUAUUUCAAAACAGCUCCUAAUGGCUGGAAAAAUUCAGUGAGGCACAACCUCAGCCUAAACAAAUGUUUUGAAAAAAUUGAGAAGCCCUCUACAAAUGGAAGCCAAAGAAAAGGUUGUUUGUGGGCGAUGAAUCCCUCGAAAGUUGGGAAAAUGGAUGAAGAAGUUCAAAAAUGGUCAAGGAAAGAUCCACAAGCUAUAAAAAAGGCUAUGGUUUAUCCAGAAAGUUUAGAAGCUCUAGAGCGCGGCGAAAUGAAGUACAGUGCGGUGGGCGGCGACACCGAUAUCGAAGAUGAUGCAGAUGUUGAUGGUGAUACUGAAAUGGACGCGGACGUAGAGAUCGACCCUGAGGUCAAAGAAGAAGUAGAAGAAGAAGAAACCGUUGAACAGGAAGUAUCAGAUCAAGAGUUAGAAGUAGAUGAAGUUGUGGAAGGUACGGGCAUGGUGGGCGGCACGUACCGUCUGUUGGCGACGGGUCCGUCAUCAUUAACGUCAUACAUUACAGAUGUUGAGUCCGGUGAAGAAGUUAGCGACGUCGAGGUUCUCGAUAAUUCGUAUGAGGAGGUCGAUUUUGGAAAGCCUAUAAAGUUUGACUUGAUGACCGAAAACUAUACAAUACAUCCAGCGAAACGUUCAAGAAGCAGCUUCAUAUACCAACCAGUAUCAACACAAUCUCAUACAAGCAGACGAAAAACUCCGCUCGUCAAUAGAGUCGCUCUUAUUUAAGCAUAUCCCAUUCAAGACUUGAAAUAUAUGAUCUAAGAAAAUUAAUUGGGUCAACAAAACUACAAUUAACAUAAAAUCUCCAGUGAUUUUUCAAUUACUAUUAAUAUGAUUAAGAUAAAAUUAUUCGAAUUGUAAUAAUAGCUGUGAAUUGUGUGACUGCAUUUUUAUGUUGUAAUUAAAUAUAGUUUCGUAGUAUCUAAGUUUAUUUUAAGUUUUACUUUAAGUGGACAUGUGUCACUUGUUACAUAUCCUACACCGUACCUACAAUUUGAGUGAUAUCUUGAUUUUGUUUUUGCCCAGGGAUUGUCGUAUAUUGCUUUUUUAGAUUCAUGUCGUCACUAAUUUCUUUUGUUAGUUAUUUUCCAUUGUUAUUUCUUAAGUGGUUGAAUAAUUAAUAAUCAGCCAUGAAACAGUACAAAGACGUAGCUAGGCUACUGAAUCAAUAUAUUUUGUGCGAAUAUAGUUUGUAAUUAUAUGUAAUUUGCAUUUAAUAAUUCUAAAUUCUGUAAUAAAAUUAAAACAAAAUGUCUUGUUUCAGUGGCCAUAAUAAUAGGCGGGUACUCUGAAGUUUUCCCACCGCUGCUGUGUAAAUAUGAUAUGUAUUUAUAAAAAAACGUUGACACUGGCAGCUUCUUAUUACUCUGUCUUAUAAAAGAUACAAGGUUAUAAUAGUAAUAUUCUGGUGCCUAGAUAAAUUUAAACGGAUUUUGUAUCUCCUCAACAAUUGUUGAUGAAUCUCUAACUCUAUUGAGGGAAAACGUUGUUAUUAUUAUUCACUAACUAGACAAACUCCAACAAAGCAGCUCAGUUAACUUUCGGCGAUUCCGAUAUAAAAUUAAAGUUAAAUGACUUCUUUUCAAUAAAAUCUAUCAAGGCAGAAGAACUGUCAACCUAAAAAUGCUUUCUAUCACUUCAAUAAUAUUGGUGUUCAAUCUAGAUUAUUGAAUAAUCUUAAACAGUCGUUUAUUGCUUUUGUUGAGUUAUAUCCAUUGCAUUUAUAGUAACAAUUAGAAUACAAUUUACCUUAUGUUAUUCGUGUAAGGGAGAAUUCGUUAUGCCUUUUAUAUACUACAUUUGUUAAGAUGUUAUUAAAGACAUAACUUAUUUUCUAUUGCAUAAUUCAAAAGAGGCCCAAAUAAAAAUUGACUUCGACAUAAUGUUUAAUUUGAAUAAUAAUAUGUCGCAGUUGACACUGACUUCGAAUAUUUUUAUAUUGAAAACAAUUUUGGAAUGCUUUCUAGAUAAAUGAGCGUGUUUAGUCGAAUUGGUUGUGUAUGUUUAGUGUAGAGAGUGUUGGUAAUGUAUUCGGGAUUAGAAACCGAAAUAGGAGGCUUGAAAUUAUGUAGACAUUCCGAGGUACAGAAUUUUCACAAAUUGUUGUUAGUACUUAAAAUUUCAUCACGACUAAAUAUUCCGACAUUUCAUUUUUAAUUAAAAAAGUAAACUAAUUAUAGUUCACUCUCAAAUUUUUUCUUAAUAAUAUUACAGAAAUCCGUUUUCCAAAAAGUUUACACCCAAUAUAAGAAUAAAAAACCGGAAGCCUUGCUUAUGCGGAAUUGCCUAUGUCGAAAUAUUGUGUGAUUUGAUGAAAAAAGGAAAAAAUCGGUUUUGAAAAACCAUAACCAUAUUAUGUACCCAUAUAAAGCAUGAAACGUAGAUGCUAGUAUUAAAACACACUAAUAUCAAUAAUUGGAAAAAUAAUCACAAACUAUGCCAAUUUAUAUAUAAGUUUGUGUCAAUUAUACAUUUCACUGCCAAUAUUCAACAUUUAUAUGCGGUUCAUUUAAAUGGGUAAGGCUCACCAAUGAGUUUUUUACUGGUGGUAGGACCUCUUGUGAGUCGGACGGAUAGGUACCACCGCCUUGCCUAUUUCUGCCGUGAAGCAGUAAUGUGUUU